Molecule: messenger RNA, 3973 nt
Organism: Pimephales promelas (fathead minnow)
Lineage: Eukaryota; Metazoa; Chordata; Actinopteri; Cypriniformes; Leuciscidae
Gene: syt14a
Product: synaptotagmin XIVa
Molecular function (GO): phospholipid binding
Source: RefSeq, a predicted model, not a curated record
AUUAUAUAUAAUUACAAUUAUACAUCGUAACAUACGCACAUAUGAUUGUGUUCAGAGGCAAAUUGGUUCAUUCCUGGUUCAGUCUGUGUGUGGUUUCUGGUGGAUUUUGGAAAAGCAUAAAUUACUGUCAUGGUGAGAGUUUGAUCUCUCUGACUCACUUCACCUGUGUAGCAGUUGUUUGGCAGAGCAUGCUGGGAUUGCUCACCUCCUGAGAGACUUUUGUGUGCUGUUAUUUAGUUCUUGAAUCAUGAUUUCAUAAAUAUGGAAAUUAUGGGUUAUUUAAUGAUGAUUUAUUUUUUCAUUUUUUCAUUUUUUUUCUUUUUUCAGGUGUUGCGUAGAAUAUUUUUCGCCAUUUAAAAUGGAUUUUAACCGUAGAUUUAAAGUAGUCUAUGAUGUCAACACAUUUUGUUUAUGGAGGAUUUUGAAACGACUGUUCCAUCCAUGCUAAAUUUAUGACUGGCCUGGAAAAUGGGACAUUUCAGAUAAAUCAUAAACUAAGCAAUUAAAUAAAUACCUGCAACAUGGCAUUUUUUAAGAGCUUCCAGCAAAGACUCCCCUCCAUGUCUGCCAUGUUGGAAUCAGUGACGGAGAAGGUCGAUGACUUGGCUUAUGCGCUGAGCGACGUCACGUACACAGUGAGCGGUGAACUCGCCGAGCAUGUGAACACCAUCAUUCACAAAGUCCAGGCCGAAGAGCUGAAGAGGAUUCGUAAGAAAGAGGCGGAAGAGAAAGAGGCUUCAGCACGGCAGGCCCAGGAGAGAGAUCCUUUUCUGUAUAGGACUGAAAUCCAGACCCAGGCUGCAUCUGGCCUAGUGAAGGACCCUCAGCCUCAGACAGCAGGCGAAGACAAUGGUUCAGUGCUGUCAACUGAGACCUCUACAGAAAGUGACCUCUCACAGACUCCUCACACAAAUGAAUCCGGUGUUAAAGAGAGAACCGGCUCCACUAAAUUAAAAACAUCAAGAAGCCCAGUGGAUGAUGAGAAGAAGAAAUCUAGCAAUAGUGAAAGAUGUGUUGGAGAUAAGAGUUAUGUGAAUGCAGACUAUCACUGCUCGUCGUCAGACAGUGAUGACGAGGUGAUUGGCCAGUACCAGGAGGCUGUGUCUCGAUCACAGGGUCUCCGGGGGGGCUCAGCGGGGACUAACUCACACCACCAGAAGGACUAUGGCUGGGACACACGGAAGAAAUACUGCCCCCUAGCGGCUGAAUAUGAUGGCUACAGCAGUGAGGCCUCCGCAGAUGAUGUAAACUGUAUCCAGCGGAUGAGGCGGACUCCACCGUUGGACGAGCUGCAGCCUCCGCCUUAUCAGGAUGAGGAUGGGUCACCACGUAUGUCGUGCACACCCUCUGACCUGGGCGAUGCCAAAUGUGACCUUUCCCAUGGGAGCGAGAGCCCAAGGCACAGCUAUGGGAAAUGUCCAAGCGAGGUCAGUGAAGCACAGGAAACAGAGAGUUUCCUUAACAAGGGCUUUGAAGAAGAUGUACCCAGCGACAGCACAGCUGUACUCAGCCCAGAGGAUCUGUCAGCUCGUGGAUCAGCGGCUCAGCUUCCAAAAGGUUAUGACCCUGAGCCUCUCGCUAAAUACGGAACUCUCGACGUCAUUUUCGACCAUGACUCGUCUGACCAUCGUCUGUCCGUCACAAUAACAGCACUGACGGACAUUCCUUCUCUCAAACGCACGGGUAACAUCUCCUGGCAGGUGCAUCUAGUGCUGCUGCCCACCAAAAAACAGAGGGCCAAAACCAUCAUCCAGCGUGGCCCCUGCCCCGUCUUUACAGAGACAUUUCACUUCAGCCAUAUUGAGUCGGAGAUGAUCGGGAACUAUGCCGUCCGGUUCCGCUUGUACAGCGUCCGCAGGAUGAAGAAGGAGAAGGCUCUCGGAGAGAAGGUGUUCUACCUCACCAAACUCAACCUGCAGGGCAAAAUGUCAGUCCCCAUCAUACUGGACCCCUGCUGCAACAUACCUGGCAGUGACUCUCAGGCAAGCAUGUCAGACGUGUCGUGCAGUGAGACGGCCUCGUCGUUCCCGUCUGCCGGUCAGGGGGCGGCUCCAGAGAUUCUGCUGGGGCUUGUGUACAACGCCACUACAGGACGACUCUCUGUGGAGGUCAUCAAAGGAAGCCACUUUAAAAACCUGGCGGCAAAUAAACCUCCCAGAUUGCAGGAUCAAAACGUGUCACCUCUCACCUUUGACCCCAAAGGUGCCCGUAACCACGGUUUGUUCUGUUGUCUAAAGCACUUGAUAGGUGGGCAGGUGUACAUAAUCCGAGACACUUAUGUAAAGCUGACUCUACUGAACUCAAUGGGUCAGGAGAUGUCCAAGUGCAAGACAUCGAUUUGCCGCGGCCAGCCCAACCCCACCUACAAGGAGACCUUUGUGUUCCAAGUAGCUCUGUUCCAGCUCUCUGAUGUCACGCUCAUCCUGUCGGUCUACAACAAGCGCAGCAUGAAACGCAAGGAGAUGAUUGGCUGGAUCUCUCUGGGGCUGAACAGCUCUGGGGAGGAGGAGCUAACACACUGGACUCAGAUGAAGGAAUCGAAAGGACAACAGGUGUGUCGAUGGCACAGUCUUUUGGAGUCCUAGAAUGUCAGUAAGUGACUGCAACGAUAUGUGUAAUGGAGUUGGGGGACCAAGAGCAGGUCAGGCCCUCGAACGGUCCCGAAUCGACAGAGCUGGCCCCCAACUGCAGUGCAUUAUGAGAAACGCGAGCAGUUCUGGGGAUGCAAUCUGCUUUCUUUCCCAAUGCAUUGCAGGAAAUGGGUUUGAGAAAUUAUGAAAACAUGGUUAGAUGCCACACCGUUAAUGGAGAAAACACUAAUGAGACAGAGUUUUAUGUUUAUUUGGAUAUUUAUUUGCAUAUUUUCUGACUUGACUUGAUGUUUCUAUUUUAUUUUUGUUCUGCUUAAGAUAGUUGUAAUGUUUCCAAAGGGUUAAUGAGAGAAAUGAUGAAUGAAUAUAUGUGUAAGAUCCAAGAUCUGCAAAGAUGAGGCAAGUUAAAAUGUCUUGGCUGAGAUGAUAAACUGGCAUUCUGAGAUUAUAAUCCAUUGACCUUAAAGCAGGAGUAAAAUGACUGUCCGGUUGACUACUGUUUGUGCCAUUCUGAGGCAAUUUUAAUGGAUACUCUGACAGAUGUGCAGGGUCUGGCUUUCCUUGACAUUUGAACAGAUUGUCUAGAUCUAAUUCUAAUACAUAAUGUGGUUCAUUCCACUUUGAAAUCUACUAUCAGAGUGCCAAUCCAGACUUCACUGCAUACAGUCUGUCAUCCGGCUGGCAUUUAUAUGUCAGCUAUUUUAUUCCACUCAUUCUAAAUGUAAUACCUUGCAAUCAGAAACAUGCCACAAAAUAGAAUAAAUAAUAGAAAAAUAUUCUUUUCAUUCUCAAUAUGACAAUAACAGCCAAUAAGUAGCCUAUAGAACCUUUCAUGUGUUAACUGGGCCUAUAGAUUUCUAGACGAAACUUACAAUAUUGAUUUAAUAUAAUACAUAUUUAAUAUAAUACAUUAAUAAUAAAAAUAUGAGAUAUAAAAUAUAAAAUAUAUUAAAUUAUUUGUUAACUUGUACAGUCAUGAUAUGGAACGCAUAUUAUUAGUUUUAAAUCUAUUUAUUUUAUAUACAUGAAAACCUUGUAAAAUAGAUGCAUUUAUUAAUUUAUUUCAGUUUACCAGCAAAUAGGUAAGCUAAGUGAACUGCUUUCAUAUUAAACUAUAUAUUAUAGAAGAAAGCCCUUACAAUAAAAUAAUAUAAUGCAAAUUCAUAUUUGGUCAUGUUGACCAAAAUGCUUUCACCACUGUAAAAAACUGUUCACACCAAGAAUAGCUAAAAGGAUAAGUAUAAUGAUAACUAUAGUUACAGACGACAUGUUCUGUUCAUUGUAAACGAGAUUCAGCCCAUACAAUAUAUUCAGACAGUGAUGUGAAAUGGCUCAUUUUACAACUCCCUCAGAGUUAAACAAUUGAGUUUUACCGUUUUCGA